Pantherophis guttatus is the source of this 3780-nucleotide messenger RNA. Lineage: Eukaryota; Metazoa; Chordata; Lepidosauria; Squamata; Colubridae. The record is from RefSeq and is a predicted model, not a curated record.
CCGGUCCUCAGCCUUGUGAACCAUUAAUAGUUCAUCUCUGCUUCGCCCAGGUUUUUUCUCUGCCUAGUACUCGUGGAGUUUUUUCUACGCUCCCAGGUGUUGUAUUUGGGGCUAAACCAUUACUGAUUGCUGUCACCUUCCUUUGACCUGUGCUCCUUGUGUCUAAUCUUUAACAACUAUCUGACAGUCCUCCUCACUGUCAUCAUGCCUAAGGCCUCCCAUAAGUCUAAACAUUGUCACAAGGCGAGCAGUUCUGAUUCUCACCGUCAUCAUGGAGUUUCUCCUGCUUCUAAUGAGGUCCCCUCUGGAUCUUCUUCCAGACCAGACCCUUCUGGCCCUUCUCAGCCACUCAACAAGGCACCUUCCCGAUUUCUGCCUUCCCGUGCAGAAGCUCGUAGGGACAAGGUCCUAAAGAAGAUUUGCGCCAAGGCCAGCGGCGCUCAGUCAGUAGCCAAGGAGACCCCGUCAGUCUCGACUCGCCCUCCUUCGGGAUCUGAUUCUGCUGCACAAGGGGAUCGCCUUUCCCUUCAGGACUGCCCUGCGGUCAUUGAAACUACUGAUCUAUGGGGCUCGUCUGCGCCUACGGCUUCUGUUCCUCCUCCGGAAUCAUCCCCAGCUCAAACAGCUGAGGAAGCUGUUCCUGCUGGGAUACAACAUCAUUCUUUCCCGUCCACAGAACAGAUACAGCAGAUGAUUGCUGCAGCGGUUCAACAGUCGUUGGCAUCGCACUUUCAGUCCACUAGUAGAGCGGCCUCAGUGCGUUCAGUCGUUUCUCCUCCUCGAGAGGGUAGGGAUCAGGAAGAUGUUUUGUCCAUUGAUGCUCCUGACUCACCGGUGUCUUCUAUGGCCAGCAGAUCCCCUUCACAUGCGGCUGAGGAACCCCAUGACCUGGAACUCUCAGAGGAUGAUGAUCUGCCUCCUGAACAGCCGGCCUUCACGGGUCUUUUUCCCCAGGCCUUGUUCAAAUCCCUACUACAUAAAGCCAUUGCUACAGCCCAGCUUAGCUCCCCUUCGCCAUUGCCAGUUUCUGAUUCUGCACCCAAGGGUACCUUAAACCCUCUCUUCGCUGAACCAGCUAGGACUGUUGAUACCAUUUCUACUCCUCCUUUAUUUCUCGAUGUUAUCAAGAAACAAUGGUCUUCACCGGGUUCGGCCCCGACGCCUACGGCAGCGGAUCGACGAAACUUCAGUAUUGCUCCGGACCUAGAUUCUCUCCUUCAGGUCCCGUCGGUAGACGCUCCCGUGGCGGCCCUCUUACCUCACUCAGUGGUUCCUGGUGAUCCUGAGGAGGGCCUUCGCCCGGAGGAGCGCCGAGCUGAACACGUACUUCAACGAGCUCAUCAGGGUGCUUCAUGGGCCAUCCGAGCAGCUGCUACUGUCUCCUUUUUUAAUCGAACAACGCUGUUAUGGCUUCAACGUUUGCAAGAGUCGUUGACUACGGAGGACAGUCGAAUACAACAGGAUUUAAACAAAAUUAUCGCUGCCACACAGUUCUCGGCGGACGCUACCCUGAACGCCGCUCGCUUUGCGGCCAAAUCUCUAGCGUCUUCAGUUACUGCACACCGUUUAGUUUGGUUACGUCACUGGCAGGCCGAUGCCAGACAUAAAUGGCGCCUGGCAUCUGUUCCUUUCGCUGGCCCCAAACUGUUCGGGGACUCUCUGGAUCCUUUCCUCUCUGAGACAAAGGACAAAAAGAAAUUCCUCCCAGUCGUCUUUUGCAGGGGGGAUUCCAGGUUCCGCCCGUACACUCCUCGCCCCCAAUCUCGCCCGUAUGACCGAUCUCCCUUCUCCCCUUCCCUCCCUAGGUCACAGGGGAAUUUCCAGCCCAGACAACGGGGCGGUCAGGACAGAUCUUCUAGAGAGAGUGGUGGUGACAAUGGACGCCAGUCUCCAGGGCUGGGGUGCACAUUGUCGGGGUCACCUGGCUCAGGGCGUCUGGACCUCUGUCGAGUCCCGUCGCUCCAUCAACUGGUUGGAACUCCGAGCGAUCUACCUAGCACUUCGGACUUUUCAUCAUCUCGUGUCCAACUCCCACGUCCUGGUCCUCACGGACAAUAUCACAGCGAAGGCCCAUGUCAACCAUCAGGGGGGCACCCGUUCUCUUUCUCUAAUGUCGGAGGCGUUGCGGUUGGGACUCUGGUCGGAGAUCCAUCUGGCGUCGUUACGGGCGGAACACAUCUCCGGUGUCACCAAUCUGCAAGCCGACUGGCUCAGCCGUCAGCGUCUAGAUCAUGCGGAGUGGCGUCUCAACCCUCGUCUCUUCCACCAAAUCACGACGCGUUUCGGGAUGCCGGUGCUCGACCUCUUUGCCACGUCGGACAAUGCUCAGCUACCGCGGUUUAUCUCACGGUUCCCGUCGGCUCAGGCAGAGGCAGUCGAUGCUCUUCGCUCCCCGUGGCCCCCGGGGCUCCUAUAUGCCUUUCCUCCGGUUUCUCUUCUCCCUCGUGUGAUUCGCAAGUUGUUGAUGGAACAGGCGGAGAUCAUUCUGGUGGCUCCACAUUGGCCACGCAGACCUUGGUUUGCGGACCUAGUGUCGUUGUCGAUAACUCAACCUUGGCAGUUACCUCAGCCUCAGGACGCUUUAACCCAAGGGACCUUGAGGCAUCCAGAUCUACAGUGGCUCCGUCUGACCGCCUGGCGAUUGAGCGGCACGUGCUUGGGGAGGUCAGCAUCCCUGCAGACGUGAUUUCCAUUAUUCAGGCGUCAAGAAGGCCGUCGACCGACCGGAUUUAUUCGGCUACUUGGAAGUCCUUCUGUGCCUGGUGUGAUCGGGCUGGAGUUCCUCCCCUCCAGGCCUCGAUCGUUAAUAUUCUCGUUUUCUUACGGGAAGGCCUCCGCAAAGGACUGUCACCCAACACAUUGCGGAGACAGGUCGCGGCGAUUUCAUCAGUCCUUACCUUUGGAUCCUUAUCCUCUUUGUCACAACACCCUUUAAUUCGCCGAUUCCUACGAGGGGCUACGAACCUUUGCCCUCCCGUGUUGCACAGGUAUCCUACUUGGGACCUUUCCAUUGUUCUAAAUUCCCUUACGUCAGCCCCAUACGAACCUUUGCGCACAACUAGCCUCCGCCUCUUGACAUGCAAAGUCGCCUUUUUGGUUGCAAUCACCUCGGCCCGGCGCAUUUCUGAAUUGGCCGCCCUUUCAAUUCGGGAGGACCUCUGUGUGUUCCAUGCUGACCGUGUGGUUCUCCGCCUGGACCCAACCUUUGUACCCAAGGUUAAUACCACCUUUCAUCGAAUGCAGGAACUUAUACUGCCCAACUUUUGUCCUCACCCGACUCACAGGCUCGAACGACGGUGGCAUUCCUUGGAUGUCCGACGGGCCCUGCGGAUCUAUAUUAAACGGACGGCACGUCUCCGUAAAACGGAAUCCCUCUUUGUCUCUUUCCUACCGGUAUCCUUGGGCUCCAAGGUGUCUUCAUCGACUGUUGGUCGUUGGAUCCGUCAGACGAUAGCCAAGGCUUAUGAAUUACAGUCUCUCCCGAGACCUCCUCGACUGACUGCGCAUUCUACCCGCAGCGCUGCAACAUCGGCAGCCUGGGCUACUCAGGCCUCAUUGCUCGAAAUAUGCAGAGCGGCUACAUGGACAUCGCCUUCUCCAUUCAUUCAACACUAUAAGUUGGACAAAUUUGCUUCGGCAGAUGCUGCCUUUGGUCGUAGAGUGUUACAGCGGGUAGUCUCCGGGGAGGGUACUUCGGACCAGACUGGUCCCACCCGACUGUAGGGACGUGGAUCUUUGGUAUGUCCCAUCCUGGCUGCUGUCUCCACCCACAAUGGAGAA